Messenger RNA from Paramuricea clavata, 2277 nucleotides. The record is from the annotation of a GenBank genome assembly. Lineage: Eukaryota; Metazoa; Cnidaria; Anthozoa; Malacalcyonacea; Plexauridae.
AUGAAGUUGCUCAAUGAAGGCAGAUCCAGGGAGAUGAUUGUUGCCAAGAACCAACUCCGUGCUGCUAUUGGAGUUGUCAAGACAAAGUCAGCUGCAAUACAGUACGAGGAGCGCAUUGCCGAACUCCAAGCAGCUGGUGCUGAUGUUGGCGAUUUUGGUCAUUCACGAAAAAUGUUUCCUGAAAUGAUUAAAGUGGCAUGCGCCUAUAUCGACAAGAAGACCGCCGACUUCCUCUCUACUCCUCUUCCAAACACAGGAAUGCCACCGCACUUUUAUAUAACCGCCGACAAGUCCACCAACCAUCGCAUUACCAACCAGGUCACCGUUAUAUGCCCCGUUGUGAAUGGUACGCGAGAAGGAAUAAUCCUAGAUGCCAGGGAGGUAUACACAAAUUCUGAUGGGACUGGUGGUACAGGAGGUGCUUUAGCGACUGCAAUUUAUAAAGAUCUGAAGGAGCAUGUCGACUUGAAAGACGAACACCUUUUGCAAGCACAGGGAAGAGUGUUGGAUGGCCAGUACCUAAACGAGCCAUUCAUUGCUGGCAUGAACGAACCUAUCAUGCGACUAUUUGAGGAUGGCCAGAGUUGCAAAGACAGGUUAUGGUGGCCUAUAGAAUGGGAUCCUGCUCACUGGCUGGACAAAGUUUUCAGCAAAUACAAAGAUUCGUGUUUCGUCGAUUGUCUGCUGAAGAGAGUCGCACUUUACCACCAGCUUUUUAGAUUUGGUAAGAUGCACAGCGUAGCGCGCCACACAGCGAAGGAACUUAAGCUUCCGUUUCGGGUGACCAACGCAUAUGCACAUCAGCGGUUCAUGAGCUCCAGCUACUUGUCGUUGAGGAACCUGGCAGAUAGUUUGGAAGUUUACAUCGAGACGUUCAAAGACCACGACAAUCGCGAGAAGGUUGGCUACAAGCUGUAUGGCCAAGAUUUUGUCCAUGACUUGCUGGGUGUACUCGAUUUGUUGUGGCCCUUGGUUGCCCUCAUGCUGCAGGCACAAGCACAAUGGUACCCUGGCUGGAAGUUAUGCUCGCAUAUUCCUUUGGUCAAAAUGCAAAUUGAGCGUUUUCUUCUCGAAAUAACAAAGGACGAAGCAGUAGUAACACGAGCCAAUGGUGAUGAAGACGAUGAAGAAGACGAAGAAGUCGAGUUGGAACUGUUGGACGACUUGGAGAAACCCGAUGUCUACGUUUGUCCAAGACUAAACAAGCGAAUCGACGAAAUUAGACGAAUGCGCUAUGGGCAAAGUCGACUGAAGCCGGGGUGGCUCGUUGUUGACGAUGGGGCCGAUGAUGAAAUGCCAGUUAAUUGGACUGCACGGGAGAUAAAAGACAGCGUGGCUGAUUUGAAGAAGCUGGCAACAAAUGUGAUUGACGAGUUGGAAGAUCGGUACGAAAAUUGCUUCUCUGAUCUAAACCGGUUGCUUUCCAAAUGCUUCGACUUCGCCCGACUAUUUGUUGGAUUAUGUGAAGAACGAUCCGAUUCGUCCGUAGACAGAAGCCCAGUAGACAACAAGAGGUUUUCCGAGCUCGGGGCAGAUGAGUUUCAACGAUGUGUCGUUUACGUCUCACAGAUGCCGCACAUUCGGGACAAGAAUUUGGAGAUAGGGAGCGCGCUGGCGUCCACCGUGUUUUGGCGUCUGAAGAAAGUGCUUAUUUCCAUCGUCUGGGGUGAUAUGUUUCCAACACACUUCUUCCAGUUCUUCAAAAAGAUCAUCAUUAAAGAUAACGGGGAGUUCUCUUUGAAAGAUCUGGUCGUCCCGGAAGGUGUGAUUGUGACAAAGUUCCUAGAGGGCACACGACAGAGAUUUACCCUUUCAGACGUUUUCGACCUGGAGCUAAGCAAUGGUGUGAAGAUGAAUGUCCUUUUCGAAGAGGAGGCAUUAAUCAAAUCUCUAUACACGGAUUCGUCAUUCUACUCAGCUGUGGGCCAGGAGUUUUGUCUCAUUUUCGACAUCUUUUAUGCCAAGAGUGGAACAGAGGCGGUUGCGGAGUCUUUCUACCGGGUGGUGGACAAGCAAGAAAUGGAAGGUGGACAGAGCACUCAGGUGCUAAUGAAUCGUGCGAAAGUUGAUUGGUGUCUCCCGUCCGUCAUUCAAUGUGAUUCCGCACUCAAUGAGAUGGCAAACAUGUACAUCAAUGGAGACAAGGAUCGUGGCCUAAACAAGCAUCACAUCCCAGUAUUCAGAGAUCGACGAUCGUGGCAAAAGCAUGAAGGCGAACUUUCAAAGGUUUUGAAACGCAUUAUAACUUCCCGUCCGAAAUUGCCUUUCCUCUUGUAA